Molecule: messenger RNA, 453 nt
Organism: Fragaria vesca subsp. vesca
Lineage: Eukaryota; Viridiplantae; Streptophyta; Magnoliopsida; Rosales; Rosaceae
Exons: 1
Coding region: 1-453 (150 amino acids)
Source: RefSeq, a predicted model, not a curated record
AUGGAUCUUAGACAUGUUGGAUGUUUUGUCGGUGGAGAUGAGGAAUCAUUUUUUGUGGGCUUAUGGGCAAUUUGGUGUGAGAGAAAUAAUGUGUUAUGGCAGAAGUCUCAUUUCAAGCCCAUGAAUUUGAUUCAAUGGGGUGGAAAAUUUUUGGAGGAUUAUCAAAAAUACCAUCCCAAGGCAGUGAGGAAAAAAGCUAGGCCUCGUGUGAGGUGGGAAUGCCCACCUAGUGGAAGGUUGAAAAUAAAUGUCGAUGGAGCAUUUUGCUUGGAUAAUGGAUAUGGGGGAAUUGGGGUAGUAGUGAGGGAUGAAGUUGGCAUGGGUAUUGCUAUAGUAGCAAGGCCUUUUCUGCAUGCACACUCGGUUCUUAAUAUGGAAGCGGAGGUGUGUAGGGUUGGUCUUCUUCUUGGUAUUCACCAAGGUUGCACGAACAUUGACAUUGAAAGUGAUUGA